This is a messenger RNA of Fusarium graminearum PH-1, 690 nucleotides long. RefSeq lists its product as uncharacterized. The transcript has 2 exons. The record is from RefSeq and is a predicted model, not a curated record. The coding region runs from base 159 to 419 and encodes 86 amino acids. Lineage: Eukaryota; Fungi; Ascomycota; Sordariomycetes; Hypocreales; Nectriaceae.
UCAACCAUCAACAGCUUCAACAGAGCAAUAACAACCUCUCUCCACUCCAUCUAAAUCACCACUCAAUUUUUCGAGUAUAAUACUCUUAUUAAUUCCUUGACUUGAUCCAACUCAACUACCACUUUCUACAAAAAAAAAAAUCAACCCAAUCAAUCAACAUGUCUCCCAUCGUUGCUCGAUCUGCCGCCCGCGCUUUUCAGACUCGCCAGUUCUCUCUUCUUACUGCGAUGCGAAAUGCCGGCCGAGCCAUGGAGUCUCAUCCCUUUGAGCGUCUUCCCAUCACUCAGAAGCCUGCUUCUCCUGAUUACGCCAAGAUGUUCAAGCGAGUUGGCAGCCAGGCUCUCUUCUUCUUCCCCGGCUUCGCUGUCAUCCUUGGCUGGCCUUGGGCUGCCCAGUAUGCCUUUGACGGUAAACUGUAAAGGAUAAACCAACAACAUUCUCUGAUCUUUUGGAUCAACUUCGAACGAGCAAGACCUGACGGUAUCGCUUCUCGAUAACGGCAUUUAUACAUGGCUAUUUGAAUAUUGGGACCGAUUGGGACAAUAUACAGUCACUUGUAUAUAGCAUUGGAAGGCGUUGGGGUGCAUUUUGAAUAGGAGGGUGUCUAGAGCAUUCGACCUACGACUACAUAUGAUACAUUUCUUAGACAUACCAUAAUUCCAUAUGUUCAACAAACAUCAAGUUCAUUCA